AGCGGUGUGGGAGCCCAGCCCCGGAGGGUGCAGACCCUGGGCCCACUCCAUGCUGUGCUGACAGAUCUCAACACCCAGGCUCAGUACUCGAAUCAGCGAGCAGGGCUUUCUGGCAUCUCCCCCAUCCUCACCCUCAUCGUGGGGGUGCUCUGUGGGGUUCCCACCCUGCUGUCCCCAGCAGCGCGUCCCGGGAGCGUUGCGCCCCCGUGGCCUCACGCCCUGACUGUGUCCUUGUCCCUGCAGGUGCACCCGGCCCCCGUGACCCACAGCAAGGUGGAUCUGCCUCGCGUGCCCAGGGGAGGACGAUGUCGGCUUGUCUGUAGAGAUGGUCUGCCGUUCCGCCCGGCGGAAGCUGAGCGAAUGAGACUAUGGGCUGUGCCUCCGCCAAGCAUGUCGCCACUGUUCAGAACGAAGAGGAGGCCCAGAAGGGGAAGAGCUUCCAGAAUGGAGAUGUAUUUGGUGAUGAGUACAGAGUCAAGCCGGUGGAGGAGGUCAGGUACGUGAAGCCUGGGGCCGAGGACGAGCAGAAGAUCAUGGCCAGGAACCAGGAGAACCUGGAGAAAAGUGCGAGCUCCAGUGCAAGACUCAAGACGAGUAAAGAGGUCCCAGGCUUAGUCCACCAACCCCGAGCGAACAUGCACAUCUCUGAGAGCCAACAGGAAUUCUUCAGGAUGCUGGAUGAAAAAAUCGAGAAGGGUCGCGACUACUGUUCGGAAGAGGAGGACGUCUCAUAGCGCUGGUGCUGCCCGGCCCAGCAGCGACUGCUGUGUACAUAGGUCCCACCCCAGUGCCAUCCGAGCAGAUGGCAGUCCUCUGGCCAGCGGCAGUCCAGCGAGACAGGCCCGCUCCAUGUCGUCUGCCCCGUCUGGUCACCGUGUCUCCGCUCUACACUGAGAACCAAACUGUUAGCUGAGUGUCCUCAUAGCUGAUUGUCCCAGCUCGUCGCAUCCCUCCGCUUCCCACGCACAGGCUGGCUCCAGGACGGCCCGUUUGCUGUCGGAGGAGGGCUCGGUGCACUCCCAGCUCACCUCUGCUGCUCGCUCGCUCGCUCUCCUGGCCCGUGUGCACGGGCGGCUGGAGCCUGCUCUCCCAGGUGGUGUUGCUCUUCAGCAGAGCGUGGCCGCUGUGGCAAGCCUGGAGUUCCUGCCGGUAGAGGUGGCACCUUCUCCAGGCGCUCCUGGAGGGCCUG
Ochotona curzoniae (black-lipped pika) is the source of this 1189-nucleotide messenger RNA. RefSeq names its product chromosome unknown C1orf21 homolog (gene CUNH1orf21). The coding region runs from base 369 to 734 and encodes 121 amino acids. The record is from RefSeq and is a predicted model, not a curated record. The transcript has 5 exons. NCBI's taxonomy places the organism in Eukaryota, Metazoa, Chordata, Mammalia, Lagomorpha, Ochotonidae.